Papaver somniferum (opium poppy) is the source of this 1760-nucleotide messenger RNA. RefSeq names its product endoglucanase 8-like. The transcript is spliced from 6 exons. Gene Ontology annotation, molecular function: hydrolase activity, hydrolyzing O-glycosyl compounds. The record is from RefSeq and is a predicted model, not a curated record. The coding region runs from base 76 to 1620 and encodes 514 amino acids. Gene Ontology annotation, biological process: carbohydrate metabolic process. Lineage: Eukaryota; Viridiplantae; Streptophyta; Magnoliopsida; Ranunculales; Papaveraceae.
CUGAAAAUUAAGAGCAAUCUAAACAAAACUACAGAGUGAGAGAAUUCAACAUAGUUAGAGAGGAAGAGAGAAACCAUGGGUCGGUCGAGGUCAUCGUCGUGUUCAAUAGUGUCAAUGUUAUUAGUAGUAACUUUGAUCAUGGUAAUGGUGAAAGAAAGUUGUUCAACAGGAAGAGAAUUUACAGCAAGAAACAAUAAAGAAGCAAAUACCAUUGACUAUGCAGAUGCUUUAACAAAAAGUAUUUUAUUUUUCGAAGGACAACGAUCAGGAAAAUUACCUGGAAAUCAAAGAAUGACAUGGAGGAAAGAUUCUGCUCUCAAUGAUGGUUCAUUAAUCGGGGUUGAUCUUUCAGGAGGAUACUACGAUGCCGGGGACAACCUAAAGUUCAAUUUUCCUAUGGCGUUCACAACAACAAUAUUAGCUUGGAGUAUUUUGGAGUUCGGCCAACUCAUGGGUUCUGAUCUACAAUAUGCCAUGGAUGCAGUAAAAUGGUCAACAGACUAUUUUAUUAAAUGCACGAAUAACCCUGACGUGAUUUACGUUCAAGUUGGAGAACCUUAUAGUGAUCAUGGUUGUUGGGAUAGGCCUGAGGAUAUGGACACUGAUCGAAUGGCAUAUGCUAUUAACACGACCCGUCCUGGCUCUGAGGUUUCAGCAGAAAUGGCUGCUGCGCUAGCAGCUUCCUCCAUCGUCUUUAAAUCUAGCGACCCUGUUUAUUCUAAAACACUUCUCGAUAGGGCAACACUGGUUUUCAACUUUGCAAAUACAUACCAAGGAAAUUAUAACGAUUGCCUGAAGCCGUUUGUUUGCCCUUUCUAUUGUGAUUGGAGUGGUUUCCUGGAUGAAUUGGCUUGGGGUGCUCUGUGGCUAUACAAGGCAACACAUCAACCUAGCUAUUUGGAUAUCCUCACCAUGAAUAUUAAAAAAAUGAAAUCCACCAAUUACAUUGCAUAUGCUCAUGAAUUUGGUUGGGAUAAUAAGGAUGCUGGCAUCAACGUACUCGCUACCAUUGAGUUGCUUUUGAACGGAUCAUCACUAUCCAACGACGGAGAGGAAUACCGCUUACAUGCCGAUCAAUUUGUUUGCGGCAUAUUGCCAGAAAACCCCACUAGCGUGAAUUAUUCUCAAGGUGGGAUGAUGCAUAAAAAGGCAGGAAGUAACACACAAGUUGCAGGAGCGAUUUCGUUUAUUACUCUUGUCUAUGCUGUCCACUUAGAUAAGGCUCAACAAGCCAUUCAAUGUCCUGAUGGUACUCAGGUUACUCCACAGAGAAUGGUUGCCAUUGCCAAGAGUCAGGUGGAUUACAUUUUGGGAAAUAACCCAUUGGGCAUGUCAUACAUGGUUGGAUACGGUAACAAGUUCCCAACUAGAAUACAUCAUCGUGCAUCCUCAAUGCCAUCGCUCGAUCAACAUCCAGAGCAGAUGCACUGUAAAGAUGGGACGCCCUACUUUGAAACCUCAAAUCCUAACCCAAAUUUGCUGAUAGGAGCUGUUGUUGGAGGACCAGAUAUGAAUGAUCAAUUUGCCGAUGCUCGGGUAGAAUUUACUGCAUCAGAACCGACAACUUACAUCAAUGCGCCUCUAACCGGGCUAUUCGCCUACUUUGCUCACAAUACUUAAUUACAAAUAAUAAUUAAAUAUGCUCGUGUAAUCAAUCUCGUCAUAUCCAUUCUUUCUCAAAUGUCCUUUUGUAGGCUCCAUUAACCCUAUUUGGGUUUUAAAUGAAUGAGAAUAAUUAAUUACAAAAAGCUUUUGAGUUU